AUGUUCGGAGCUACCGUUUUCACCUAUUAUACUUUCUUGCAUCCCCUGAAGAACUAUCCAGGGCCCCUUUUGGCCAGAGUGACAGAUGCCUAUGCGGGAUACCACGCCAUCAUGAUGCAGCUGCACUUAGUCGCAUGGGAAGAUCAUCAGAAAUACGGUCGAAUUAUAAGACAUGGUCCUAACAAACUCGUCUUCAAUUCCGCUGAGGCUCUCAAGGACAUUUAUCUGAACGAAAGAGUCCCGAAAUCUCACGUAUAUUUGACGACCCUCCACGCAACAACGGGGGAGAAUAUAUUUUGUACAAUCGACAAGCGUACUCACCGCUCGCGACAACGCUUGAUUGGCACUGUAUUUAACGAUCGCUUCCUGCAGCAGUUUGAGCCCACUAUAGUAAAGGAGAUCAACGUACUGCUGGGGCUGAUACUUGCGUCAUGUCAAGCCUUUGACGCGCAGCCCUUGGAUAUGACCAAGAGAUUUCAAUACCUAACGCUGGACAUCAUCGGACAGCUCGCGUUCGGAUACUCAAAUCAUGUUCAGAUUAGACCGAUAAACCGGUUCUUACUUAAAGGCAUGAAGGCGGUUAACUAUCAUAUUAACGUCCUCAUGCAGUUUCCAGCCCUAGCACAGUCUGGGCUUGUCUCCCUGAUGAAUAUAUUCACGGCCCGUCAGCAACAGAAGAAUUUAGAUUCUUUACGGAAAAUCAUCAAGAAGCGGACUGAUCAAGGUAUCGAGGCAAAGCAAGAUCUAUAUCAUGUUGUCACCAAGCAGGCGGGAAUUUAUGAUGAUAAAAACAUUGAAAUGAGCGAGUUGUGGUCCGAGGCGGCAUUUUUCUAUGUUGCAGGAGCCGAGACAAGCUCAACAACGAUGAGUGCGCUGCUUUUCUACCUAUCUCGAAAUCAGCAUUGCUAUCAACGGCUGGCUUCGGAGAUACGCUCCACAUUUAUGGAUGGGGGGGACAUUCGAAAGGGUGCAAAACUUGUUGGCUGCAAGUACCUUCGUGCUUGUAUUGAUGAGGCCCUACGCUUGUCACCUCCAGUACCUGGAAUAUUAUGGAGGGAAUUUUCGGGUGACGAGAUCAAAAAGAACGGCCCCUUGGUCAUUGAUGGACAUGUGAUAAGCCCGGGAACGCAAGUUGGUGUCUGCACUUACGCCGUCCAUCACAACGAGGAGUACUUCCCGGAGCCUUUCAUGUUCAAGCCAGAGCGGUGGCUGGCGGAUGAAAUAACACCGAGCCGACCUUUGCAAGCCUUCGCACCAUUUUCGAUUGGGUGUCGGUCUUGUCCAGGAAAAACCAUGGCGUAUUUAGAAAUCAGUCUCACAGUAGCCAAGAUACUGUGGUAUUUUGACUUUGAGAAUUGUUCGAGCAGUCUCGGCAGUCUCGAAGGAGGUAACCCGGGCAGAUCAGGUCGAAGGGGGAGGGCAGAGGAGUUUCAGCUGUACGACAUCUUUGCAACAACCCACACCGGCCCUAUCUUGUCAUUCCGGCCCCGAGGUGAGUUUUGGAAGGAAUUGGCAACGGUGUAA
This is a messenger RNA of Hypoxylon fragiforme, 1524 nucleotides long. Its product is annotated as cytochrome P450. The record is from RefSeq and is a predicted model, not a curated record. The transcript has 5 exons. Gene Ontology annotation, molecular function: oxidoreductase activity, acting on paired donors, with incorporation or reduction of molecular oxygen; iron ion binding; monooxygenase activity. NCBI's taxonomy places the organism in Eukaryota, Fungi, Ascomycota, Sordariomycetes, Xylariales, Hypoxylaceae. The coding region runs from base 1 to 1524 and encodes 507 amino acids.